CAGGCCUUUCUGAAGCAGAGACGUCGCCCAACAAUUUUCCGGAACUUCCGAGCACUUGGAAGAUUGUUAGAAACUCCAACCAGCACCGAAGGAAGGAUGGGGAAUACGUACUCACAAGAAGUAGAGAAGAAACGACUGCAAGUGUCUGAAGUAGACCACCCGCAAGACAAGGAGUUUGGAAACUAUGACUUUCCGUUCGAGAACUUGGUGAUAGAGGGAGGAGGGGCCAGAGGAGUAGCGUAUGUUGGGGCGCUGCGGGUCCUAGAGUCUGCCGGAAUCCUCCAGAACAUCAAAAGAGUUGCCGGUGUGAGUGCGGGAGCCAUCACUGCGACGUUCGUGGCGCUGGGACUCAGCUGUGCGGAUGUGGCACAGCAGGCUGAGGUGGACAUGGGCAAGAUCCUCAUUUCCGGAGGAUAUUUGCAAACCCUGAUCAAACCCCUCAACCUGUACCGCCGGUAUGGUUGGGAGACAGGUGACGGGUUCUUGGCGUUCUUUGGGGGCAUCCUGGAGAAGUUCACACGUAAGGAUGGCAAGCCCGGAAACCCAGAUGUCACCUUCAAACAGCUGUACAACAUGAGUGGGAUAGAACUCUGCAUUGUGGUGACGAACUUGGACCAGAUGACAGAAGAAUACUGCCACGUCAAAACCACCCCGAACCUCCCCAUCCGCAAGGCAGUCAGGAUGUCCAUGUCUAUUCCAGGACUGUUCGAGCCAGUGCUGACUGACUACCACGGAAGCAAAGAGUUCUACGUCGAUGGAGGUGUGAUCUGUAACUACCCACUCCACUCUUUUGAUGGCUGGUGGCUUUCCAUGAAAGAAGAAGAUUCGUUCUUCAGUAGACUGGAUGAUCUCGCCCAUCUCAGUAAAAGCAUGCACCGUUCCAACCGCUUCGAGCCAGUCAACACGAAGACGAUCGGACUCAUGCUGUACUCUGAUGACGACAUUGAGCAGCACCAGCAAGUUCUCUCUGACCGUCUGACGCAGGAGGAAAGACUGUAUGAGAAGAAACGUCCUGAUACUGAAGCAGCAAGGGCGUACGAAGACAAGAGGACCGUUGAAACAGUCAAAGCCAUGGAGAACAGGAAGAAGAUUCGAGACCUCAUCGACAAACUUCUGACCAGUCUGAAGGCCCAAAACAUUGAGGACACCUCGACUAUCAGUAGAGAGGAACUGCACAGGGCUUUUGCGGAGGCAGGAGACGACUCUCUGACUAAGAACGAAAAGAAGCAACUCUUCGGGGAGGCCUACGCACACAACGUUGACCAACUCUUCGAUCAAAUGGACGCUAACAAAGACGGAAAGCUGACCUUCCAAGAGAUUCACCAGUUCUUCACCAAUAGAGGAUUCAGCUGGUUGACUCGAGGGAUGGAGACCAAGAGAGAGCACGUCUCAAGUCUUGCUGACUACACCUUGAAGUACAUGGAUCUCCUUAGCUUUCUCGGGAAGAAAGUCUACCACAAGGUUGACGACAUGGAGAGGACCAUUGGAGUGGACAGUGACUACGUGAAGACAACGGACUUUCAGCUGGAGGACGAGGAUAAGAUGUUCCUCUUCAAGAGAGGAGCCACCGGUGCGCGAGCUUUCCUACGGACGUACAUUGCAAAGAACGAUCUGAAACCCGCCAGGACCGUCGCCAAACGCCGCUGGAAGAGCCUACAGCGCUGUGUGCUGUUCUCUCCACGGGUUAAAAAAGUCCCAGAGAAGGAGAGCCCUUCUGCUAACGGAGUCCCGAUCCCAGAGUCAGAGACCCCGUCUACCAACGGAGUCCUCGAACAACAGAGCCCUUCUACUAACGGAGUCCCCAAGCCAGAGAGCCCCUCUACUAACGGUAUCUAACUACUAACGGUAUCUAACUUUGCUUUGAAGCACAUAUGGCCUAGAAUGCCCGUCGUAUGGAUAUAAAGAAAGACGAUUCUGAAACCUAGAAUAUAUGAUAUCAAAGCAGCAUAUAACAGAAGGAGUUAUGUUAAUUUGUUUAGGCCUAAAUAAAGGACGUUUCAGUUGACUACUGGCUUCAGA
Molecule: messenger RNA, 2019 nt
Organism: Branchiostoma floridae (Florida lancelet)
Lineage: Eukaryota; Metazoa; Chordata; Leptocardii; Amphioxiformes; Branchiostomatidae
Exons: 13
Coding region: 97-1836 (579 amino acids)
Biological process (GO): lipid metabolic process
Molecular function (GO): calcium ion binding
Source: RefSeq, a predicted model, not a curated record